Sporisorium graminicola is the source of this 5622-nucleotide messenger RNA. RefSeq lists its product as uncharacterized. The transcript has a single exon. Bases 1 to 5622 code for a protein of 1873 amino acids. The record is from RefSeq and is a predicted model, not a curated record. NCBI's taxonomy places the organism in Eukaryota, Fungi, Basidiomycota, Ustilaginomycetes, Ustilaginales, Ustilaginaceae.
AUGCCAUCCACCGCCGCGAGUGAGCUCGCCCGCAAGGCGCUCAUGAAUGAUGCUCGUCAAGAGGAAGCCAUCACCGUCAAUCAGCGUGCCCUCAUCGACAAGAUCCUCGCCAGAUACGCCGCCGAAUUCACCGUCUUUCGAGAACUUCUUCAAAACGCAGAUGAUGCCGGCGCCACCCAUUGCGAGCUUCGCUUCGAGUCACAGCGUGCCCAUUCGGCAGCAUCGACCAGUGAAGCCGGCUCUCACAUCGCGUCCCCGUCGAACCUCUUGCCCGACUUCAAGGCUACGCUCAGCAACUGGGUCUUUCGCAACGAUGGCAAGCCCUUUGGCAACGACGAUUGGUCCCGUCUUCGCAGAAUUGCUGAGGGCAACCCUGAUCCCGAUCGCAUAGGCGCUUUUGGUGUUGGCUUCUACUCUCUCUUCAGCAUCUGCGAGGAACCUAUCGCCUCUUCUGGCGACGAGCUCAUGGGCUUCUUCUGGAAGGGGGAUGCUCUCUUCACAAAGCGCGCCACCAACCAGGACCGCCAAAACUCUCCCUCCGGAAACCCCUGGACCACCUUCUUUAUGGCCUUGCGUGAACCAUCACCCUUCCCUGAUUCUCCCAUGGCCCUCGCCAAGUUCCUCGCCACCUCGCUCACAUUCACCACCAAGAUCCGCUCCAUAGGCCUCUACUGGGAUGAUCACCUCCUCUGCAAGCUAGACAAGAAGCUCGCACUGCCCAAGUCUAUGCCCAUGCCAGGCCAUCUCAACGCCAACAGUCCUGGUCGCAUCAUGCGUGUCCGUGAUCUCGAGUCCACUGCUGUGCAGAUCGACGUGCAGGCGCUACAACUCGUCAUAGAUGCAGCCGAAAAGGACAGACCCAGUCUCAAGCAGUCUCUUGCGUCCGCUCUAGGUAAAACCGCUGGCGGUGGUCUCACAUCCAUGCUGCAGAGCGCCUUCGGAUUUGGAUCGUCAUCUGCAAAGGAAAAGGAGCGCGAACGCGAGCGCGAAUUGCAGAAGCGCAGAGAAGCCGAAGCUGCUCAAGAGCAAGAGCGACGCAGACUUGACGCCACUGCCGCUGCGCUCACCUCGGUCUCGGCCUCGAUUCAUCUGCGCAUCGCCACCGCCCACGUCAGCGUGUCGGUGGACAAGGCCUUCGAGAGAGAGAUUGAGCGAAGCACCAAGAAACCCCCACCCAAAGUCACCGCUUUUCACCUCAUCUUUACCGGCAAAGAAGAGUACGAUGCCAGCUUCCCGGACGGAACCGAGGACGCCGAUGCCUCUGUCUCCAUCACUUCCUCGGCUGCUGCGCUCGACAAUGGCGUUCGUCAGAUCUUUUCCGGCCUCAUGCCUCGCCUCGAAGAUCAAGGUCAUGCCUUUAUCGGCUUCCGCACCCAUCAGACCACAGGCUUCAGCGGUCAUAUUGCCGCUCGCUUCAUCCCCACCGUCGAACGAGAGUCGCUCGAUUUCGUCGACCGCUACUGCGCUCAGUGGAACUCGGAGCUGCUCUCCAUGGGAGGCUACGUUGCGCGCGCUGUCUACGAGAAUGAGCUGACCGAUAUUGGGCGUUUGUGGACCAACUCCUUUGCCGACAAGCGUCCAGCAAAGGACGACGACCCCCUCGCCAAGGCUCUCAAAGACCGUGCGCUCCACCUCAUGCGCUUCUUCACUUUUCGGGUCUCGUCGCCGUCGUCGCGCGUAUCUUCGCUCUUCCUCACGUCCUUCUUCGGAUCAGCACGCCAGAACACCAUCUCGCUCAUGUCGACGCGUGGCGUCAAGCAUUCAGCCGCCGUUCGUGUCCCCAACGCGCUCCUCUCGGACUUUGUCAAAGAUCUGGCCGUCGUCCCUCCGGAUCACGUCGAAGAGGCUCCCGACUUUGUGCGCGAAGUCCGCUCGCGCAAUCUCGUCCAGGACAUCACCAUGGACGAUGUCUUCCAGGAGUUGUCUUCGCGCGCGUUGACGCCGGUCGAGAUGAUCGCUUGUCUCAAAUGGUGGGUCAGCGUCGCGGCGCACCCUUCCUACGACAUCAGUCUGCGCUCCAAGCUCCUUAACAACGCCAUGCUCACCAUUGCUGAUCCGAAGGAUGCAGCUGUUCCUGAAAAGAUCCAGCCCCUGAGCGUGGUGCGCUUCUAUCUCAACACCUCUCGCCUUCCCACCGACAUGCCUCUCCCCGAUACCUGCUUGUCGUACGAGGUGACCAAAUCGUUCACCACGAACGAGCUGUCUCGCGUCUUUGGCUGGUCCGAGCUGACCGUCCCUGCUUGGCUCAAGAAUCUCGUCCAAAUUAGCAUACAAGCACAACGCUCGGGUUCGAAGACGAUGGCCGAGACCAACUUGCAGACUUCGCCUGCUUUUGCCGAAAAGGUUCUUCUCACCCUAUCCCGUGCGUGGUUCUCGCUGCCCUCAGCCCAGCACGACGAGAUUCAGCAGCUCCUAGCCGCAGUCACUUGCAUCCCCACCCGUCUAGAGAUGCAGAAGCCAACCGAUGCCUACUUCGCCAACGUCUCGCUCUUCACGGACCUGCCCAUCGUCGACCUUCCUACAGCACAGGUCAAGGGCAAUUUAGAGAAGGUGUUGAUCGCUCUUGGUGUGCGUCGCCACGUCGAGUUGCAGAUGGUUUUCAACCGUCUCGUCGCCGGUGGUGGCUGGUCGCACGUCGAUCUCGUUUCCUAUCUCGCUUCCAACAAAGAAACGCUCUCAGAUCUAGAAAAGGAGAGGCUCAAGAAGACGGCCAUCUUCCCAAAGCACGGAGAGGUCGGUCCGCUCAAGGAAGACGGCACGCCGAGGAUCAUUCGACAUCGGGCAAGCGACCUUUACGAGCCCACGGAAGCACUCAAAGCGCUUCAGUUGCCUGUACUUGACUGGGCUGAAAAGCAGUGGAAGCCGUCCUCGGAAGAGGCGCGCUUCGUCUUUGACUUGGGAUUGCGCCGCUAUCCGCCCAUGGAAACAGUGCUAGAGCUCGCUUCGACCUCCGCCGAUGCUGCGCUGCGAUCGAAAGCACUUGCCUUCUUCUUCGACAAAUUCCACGCCCACUACGUCAACCAGUACACCAUCUUCCGUGCCGAAAAGUACGCGUUCGUCCCGGCGAGAUUGCCUGGCGACAACAAGAUGGUACUGCGCAAACCUACCGAGGUGUUCACCAACGCAGAAGCUGCGGUGAUGGGCUUCCCGGUAGCUGGACCCGAGAUCAACUUGGCCGACCUCCCUAAGCUGGGUCUGCGCUCCAACCCGACUGCAACGCAGCUCAUUGGAAGACUUGUUAAUGCUCCGACCAAAGACGAAGCGCAGGCUCGCAAGAUCUUCGAAUACCUAGCUACCGUGCCGGAAUUCAGCCUCAACGAUUUUGCUCAGCUGCGAGGGGCCGAAUUCAUUCCUGUGCGUCGCAACAAGCGCAGCGCGGCAGGAGACGUAUCCAAAGACCUCACCGAGGUCGUCUUGGUCGCGCCGAUGAACUGCUACUUUGGCGGAUCAGCCUCAGAUGUUCAGUUCAGAGACGUCUUCUCCUAUUGCGACUAUGGCUCAGUGGCGGGAGCCUUCCUCAAGAACUGUGGUGUUCGAAGCGAACCCAGCAUCGAAGAGGUGGCUGAACGCUUGGUCGCCGAGCCGCAGCGCUUCUACCAGCUGGCGGGUAGUGCUGAUUCCUAUCUCAGCAUCCUUCGUCAGAUCGCGACGAACUGGAGCCGCAUCCGCAGCCCUCUGCGUAACCAGAUGGCACGCUCCGCUUUCCUGCUUGGAUCGAAGCGCAUCGAUGAAAGCAGUGCCAGACGUGCUGGUCAGAAGACGGAACAUUUGCUCGACAAAGACGACGACGAGCAAGACGAAGAGGCAGACGACACGGGCACGCUGGUGUAUGCGCUCAAGAAGCCCUCGGAUGUUGUCAUUGUCGAUGAUGCCAAUUCGCAUAUGCUUUUCGCCUCUUCGCUCUACUAUGCUCCGCACGAGGAUCUAUUGCAGGAAGGAUUGUACGGCAAGCUGGGCUCGCCGAGAUUGAGCGCGCUCGUCGAGGAACGCUACUCGAUCGAAGGCCGCGUCGUGCGGGAUACGCAACGUGCUCGCGAGAUCAAGGCGCUCGUUCUCGAACGCACGCCUCUGUUCCUGUUCGAGAAGCGACAGUCGUCUCGCUCCGAGAUCAGGAAGGACGCAGAGUGGCUCAAGGCGGCACUCGAGGUGGAGGAGAUCGACGGAGCGGGUCUUCGCCUCGUCCGCACGCUGAACUAUGACCGGGUGCAUGAGCAGAACGUGCAGAAAUGCACAGCUACGGCAUCGAUGCGCGGCUCUAAGCUCAUCCUGCACCUGUCCUCGUCGAUGGAGGUGGACUUUUUUGAAGUUGCCACGUCGCUGAGCAAGUAUCUGCUCACCAAGCAAAGGUUGCAGGAGGUGCUCCUGUACAUGACGCUGCUGUCGACCUCGCUGCGCAAUCUCAAGCGUCGCGGCUUCCACGUCGACAAGAUCCUCUCGCAGCGCAAAGCCGAGCGAGAGGCUACGGAGGCCAGGUUACGCGAAGAGCGGCUCAAGGCGGAAGAACGAGCCGCCGAGGACAAGGCGACAGCCGCCAAACUGGCCGAAUGGAGGAAGCAGGUGUUGAGCGUCUUCCCGGACGCGGAUCCUCACUACGUCGACCAAGCUCUUCGCAGCCACAGCGAUGCACAUGUUGAGCGCACGACCAACGACAUGCUCAGCAGCAACUACCCACGAAGAAGUAAAGAGGCGUCGUCGUCCGCCGUGUCACAGUACACCGACGAUUCCUCCUCCACCUUGGAUUCUGGCGCAAGUGGUCUCAACAGCAACAAUGCUGGCACCGGGUUCUUUUCUGGCUUCCGCAACAAAUUCCUGCAAGCUGGUGCAAAGCAGCGCAGCUCGCUCGCCGACGGGACGAGCUCGAUUGAGCUGCCAGGGUCGGGAUGGCCAGCCGAGGCAUCGAAAUACGGCCAAGGUGCAAUUGCAGCAGCAGGUCGAUCAGAAGAGGACCGAUCAUUGGGCGGGCUCGCUACGUCUUCAACGGGUAUGACGCCAGCAGCGACGGCUCCAACGAGCGAGGUGACGCCGCUGUCUUCGAUCCACAACAAUGUGCUCAAGGCGAUCCGCGCUUCGCGUCCCGACGCAUCGUCGACAAUCAAGAGCGAAGCGCGGCAAACGCAGAUCAAGGAAGCGGCCAACUCGUACUGCGAUCAAGGUGUCGAGACGGAUCUGAAGCUGGCAGGAGAAGUGGCGGGGAUGAAGGUGUUUUUGCAUCCGUCGUUGGAUGCGGCAUCGAUGCUGCAGGCGAACGCGGCAGCGCUGGAGCGCUUGAUCAACCGGAUCUACAAGCCGGUGGGGAGCAUCUUCGGGCUGGACCCUCGUAGCAUGUAUGUGUUUUGCGAUACGGCAGGGCCUGCGAUUGCUUUCAACCGAGCAGGUGCGAUCUAUCUCAAUUUCCGGUUCUAUCUGGCCUGGCACGACGAGCUGGUCAAGCAGGGCAAGUUGGCGGAUCCGCUCGUGUCAACGUACUUUAGCGUUGCACACGAGAUUGCGCACAACGUGGUGGCAGCGCACAACGCAGAGCACGAAUGGUACUUUAGCGCGAUUGCGGAGAAGUACGUCGUUUCGCUGGUCGAGUAUAUCGCCAGAGCGGAAGGGGAUGGUAGAGGUGCGGUGCGGUCGUAG